AUGCCGGAGCUGUCGCGGCUCACACAGGAGUCCCAGGCUUGUUCUACUCCUUGGGAAGGGGCCGUGCUUCUCAUGCUGAAAGGACAGCAGGCCAAGUGGCAAAAAGCAGGUCCCAAAGGAGAGAAGGGAGACGCUGGUCUUCGAGGUCCGCCAGGAACGCCAGGACCUCAGGGUCCAAAAGGUGGUAAAGGAGAAAGAGGUGGCAAAGGGGACCCAGGCGAACGCGGAGCAAACGGCACCCCAGGUUAUCCAGGCAAACCUGGAGGACAAGGCGAAGCUGGAGCCAAAGGCAACAAGGGCAGCUACGGCCUCCCUGGGCUGAAGGGCCAGAAGGGCAGCAAAGGGGACGCUUGUGAGAACGGCACCAAAGGAGCCAAGGGAGAUCAGGGGGAUCCCGGGGCGCCGGGGCUGGAUGGAGAACGCGGCAACAAGGGGGAGAAGGGAGACAGCGGGGAGAAGGGGUAUUGCGGGGAGCCGGGAGGGAGAGGGGAGAAGGGCGAGAGGGGAGACGGGGGCGCGAAGGGAGAGAAAGGCAGCAAGGGAGAGACGGGGCAUGCAGGUGACCUUCCAGCCAAAGCCACGUGCAGAUUUCAGAGCUGGACUGAUCAAAGGGAACUCCUCUCUCCUCCCUUGUCCUUCCUGACGGUGCUGCGCCUCGGCGCGGGCGACCAGGUGUGGCUGGAGGUGGCGCGGGACUGGAACGGCCUCUACGCCAGCGCCGAGGACGACAGCGUCUUCACGGGCUUCCUCCUGUACCCCGAUGACGGCCCCGAGGCGCCGCUGUAG
Molecule: messenger RNA, 786 nt
Organism: Tinamus guttatus (white-throated tinamou)
Lineage: Eukaryota; Metazoa; Chordata; Aves; Tinamiformes; Tinamidae
Source: RefSeq, a predicted model, not a curated record